AUGGCCGACGUCGAGGAACCUCAGUUCACCACUCUCGCCGAGAGAAUUGCUGCCUUGAAUAAGCAGAAAAACUUCAAGGCUCCGGAGGUCAAGGCGAAACGAGCCCCUCCACCCCCACCGCCCGUCAAGGCCGACAAGCAAGCCCAGGCAUUGUCUUCAGUUCCCACAGUCGCAGCAACCCAAGAGCGUCCGACACCAACAAUACCUCCCCGUCCUUCGAGAGCAUUACCCCCCAAGGCCAACCCCCCGCCACUGCCUCGACGAACGACUAAGUCACCGCAGGUCCAGCCGCAACAUUCACCGGCGGCCAGAGAUCGUGUCGCGCCACCUCCACAGAUCCUCUCACGUAGCGCCACCUCACAUAACUCACCUGCGCUGCCGCCACGGAGACCUUCCACUCAGACGCAGUAUCUGGAGGCCCGACGAAACUCAAACGCUUCGGAAAUCUCAACACUUUCGUCUCUUUCCCUGAACAACAAUACUGUGUCAUCAGCUACAAGUAUACACUCCGUCGAUGGCGCAGGCCGCAAAUUGCCUCCAGCGUUCGAUCCCUCCAGUCUUCCCCCGCUGCCGCCGACCAAGAGGGAAAGGGACGCCCAGGCAGCGAAGGAGGCCGUUCUCAAGGAACCUGCGAGACCCCGAGCCCCCAUUCCCAUCCAGUCUGCUCCGGCCAUCAGACAGAUUGAGGCUCCUCAGCGGCCCACAUUACCUCCGCGCCUGAGUAACGCCUCUGCCGUCCAACAAAACCAUACAGUUCACCAGCACGCACCGGACCCAGAGCUCCCUCCUGCCAAACCUCGCCGACUACCGCCCCCAGCAUCUGAGGCCCCUGCUGUAAGGCCCAUCGUUCGUCCGCAACCAGUCACAAAUGGGCAUGAGCAUCAUGUCCAAGACAUACAGGGUCACAGCGUGCCUUCGCAGGCUUCAGAUGAUUAUCUGGAUGAAAGAGAUGUUCCGCCCCCUAUUCCUUUGAGCUCCAGACCCACGAUUCCCCAGCCGAGCGCCACAGCCGCGCAGCAGGCUCCAGCUGUACAGCAACGCGACGACUGCCUGACCUGCCGCGAUUUUUCAGGUCCGGAUGGCGUGGCAGCUCAAUACCCCAGGGAAUCGUUGCCGCGCGAUGACCCUGUCGGCUAUCUUGCUCAUUAUCUAUGCGCCCCUUUCGCAUCUCACACUGACAAGGCGCGGGCUAUCUUCACUUGGUUCCAUCAUAAUAUUGCGUAUGAUUGUCCAGCAUUCUUUGGCAACAGUAUUCGAGCUCGUGGCGCCGAGGAGACGAUACAGAUGGGGAGAGCUCGCGCCGGGUUGGAGUGUAUAACAGUGACGGGUCACGGCAAGGGCAUCGGACACACAGCCCUCAAAAAGGGCGAACGCCCCCCUCCAAAGAAAGCAGAUGGUCAUGCUUGGAACGCUGUGCGGAUCGAUGGGGGAGAAUGGAAGCUCCUCGACUCAUGCUGGGGAGCCGGCAACGUCUCGUCAGCAACUAAAUCAUACACUCCAUCGUUCAAGCCGGAGCAGUUCACGCGGUCGAACGAGAUGUUUGGCCUAUCCCACUACCCGGAGGACAACAACCACUUUUUCCGAAGUGACGGCCGCAUACCUACGUGGGAGGAGUACUACAUUGGCCCCGUCCACGGGGAGACACCGACGGUGUACACCAACGCUCAUCAGGAAGGCAUUGAGGGAAGCAGCGUCUAUCCGCAGGAGAAGCAAAUUUCUGUUAACAGCGGCGAGUGCGUGCGCUUCCAGUUCUCCAAGCUGUGUGAGCACUGGACGUCAGAGCGGCACGGACUCGGGAAGCCGCCACUGCUGCUCCUGAGCAUUGGCGGUCGAGACGGCCGCAAGAAGGAAAUGGUGCCGAUGGACACGGAUGGCUACUGGUGGUGGCUCGAUGUCAACGCCAUUGAUCUCGGUGCGCCGGGUGAAGGGCUAAGCAUCUUCAUGGUAACCAAAUUUGACGGCAAGGACGGCAGGGGGCUCUCCAAGGAGGAGUUCCUCGCGAAAAGGGGCAGGGUUGGCAUGGCGUUUGCUGGGAUCAUCAAGUGGGAUUUGAUUUGA
Molecule: messenger RNA, 2058 nt
Organism: Verticillium dahliae VdLs.17
Lineage: Eukaryota; Fungi; Ascomycota; Sordariomycetes; Glomerellales; Plectosphaerellaceae
Exons: 2
Coding region: 1-2058 (685 amino acids)
Source: RefSeq, a predicted model, not a curated record